AUGCUAGAAACGAUUGUCGACACACAUGGAAUUGAUUCCUCGUUUUGGGAGCUCCCAUCGUGCUUUUAUCAACGUGAUGAUGAUUUCGAAGAUGUGUUUUGUGUUCCAUACACAUUAGUUCGCAAAGAAUCGGUCAUAGAAAUUUCAUACACCCUCAGAUACCCGGAGCAUAAAGCCAAUGGGGAGUGGGCGAUCAGACAAAGCGGCAUUUACCAUCAGAUGGACUUUUCAAAUUCACGGAGUUUAUUCAUUAUAUUCAACCCAACGCCUCGAUCAAAAGCACACUGUGAGGUGGAGAGGGCACUGCGAGAUAAGUCCUUGUUGAUCAAACGCGAACCGUUUUGGCUACAUCGAACUCUCUUCUCGGUCUACUCUCCUUCAUGGAGGGACUAUAUUAGAUCAUUGGAGCGACGGUUCUUACCCAUCGCCAAUACAGCAUUCGCGACAUUUAUCGACGAGCCAUUACGACUGAAUUACGACAAUCUCAGCGCAUUGAGUAACUUAGAGAUUCGCUUCCUUCAGAUCUCAACGAUCGUUGAAUCAACAACAGAAGCCAUCGAUGGACUUUGUCUGCUCUUUAAUGAACUGUCACGUCCCCAUUCUGAAGGUCAAGACUUGCGAAAUAUUUGUCGCAAAUGUCUUGUCUCAUCUCGAACAGCAACACAUCUCAAGAAUCGGGUGCAAACAAUGGUUCGAUUGCUUUCCGAUACACUGUUACUUCGCGAUCAGAUCGUUGCGAAUAAGCAGAACACAAAUAUGUUUCAGCUGAACAAGUCAGCCGUAUUUAUUACCACUUUGACGUUGCUUUAUCUACCGGCAUCAUUCAUGGCAACUUUCUUUGGUAUGAACUUUUUUGAUUUAGACCAGGAGAAUAAUCGCAUUGUUGGUUCUCCAACAAUAUGGAUUUUUAUUGUUGCUUCCACUGUACUGACUGCGAUUACAUUCCUUUUUUACUAUUGGUUAUUGCACCGUGACGGGGUUGUGUUUCGUAAGCUUGUGCCAAAAGUGCCAGAUUUGAAAUUACAGACAUUGAGAAGACAGUGGACGAAUCUUACGCAGGGAGAUGUGGAACUUCAAAGGAUGGAAUGCUAA
This is a messenger RNA of Penicillium waksmanii, 1092 nucleotides long. RefSeq lists its product as uncharacterized. Gene Ontology annotation, biological process: metal ion transport; transmembrane transport. Gene Ontology annotation, molecular function: metal ion transmembrane transporter activity. The coding region runs from base 1 to 1092 and encodes 363 amino acids. The transcript is spliced from 3 exons. Lineage: Eukaryota; Fungi; Ascomycota; Eurotiomycetes; Eurotiales; Aspergillaceae. Gene Ontology annotation, cellular component: membrane. The record is from RefSeq and is a predicted model, not a curated record.